Coregonus clupeaformis (lake whitefish) is the source of this 2564-nucleotide messenger RNA. RefSeq names its product cysteine/histidine-rich 1 (gene zftraf1). The record is from RefSeq and is a predicted model, not a curated record. Gene Ontology annotation, molecular function: zinc ion binding. NCBI's taxonomy places the organism in Eukaryota, Metazoa, Chordata, Actinopteri, Salmoniformes, Salmonidae. The transcript has 6 exons. Gene Ontology annotation, cellular component: nucleus. Bases 943 to 2058 code for a protein of 371 amino acids.
CCAUCCUACCAGUAUAUUCAGUCAUUUGUCCUACCACACUGACCCUGCAGACAGUCACUACGCAUGCGCACCCACAUCACUCUUUAAAUACCCCAAGUCAUUUGAUACAACAAAACGUUCCACUGAUAGCCAAUCCGCGACGCAGCACAGGGACUGGCAAGAGAGGCCAUAACAGCUACUGGCAAAAAUAUUCACAGUUUGUCCGAAACUCGGGAUUAGCUGUUUUUGUGACCCUGGCUGAGUAACACCAGUAAGGAUCUGAAGUUUUAGCGCCGAGUUAGGGUGUAGUAGUGAAGUCGGGGAGAGGAGGAGGCGACCAUCCGGACAGGAGAAAAACAAAGAUGGCUGUGUAGUUAGAGAGUAGUCCCAGCGAACUGUCUAAACAUAUCUCUGCUUUUUCCAAAACUGACACUUCCCGGGUGCCGGUGGAUGGUGAGCUGGCACCGGGGAAAAGACAUUAACCAAUCUGCCGAACAGGGCCGUUGGUGAAUGUCCGCUCACGCGCUGUCACGGCAAAUAACAGAGAAUGGACAACACAAAAACAUCUGACGGGGUGUUUUGUUAUAGCUAGACAGCGGAGAGAACUGGAGUGUUUUGUGAGCUUGAUACCUAUAGCCUAGUAGCUAGCUGAAUUUCGCUUAUCUGCCAACAUCGCUAAAUAUCUGUCUACAAAAACGACCGUCAAAUAACAAUUGUGGACAUUCCAGAACGUUACGCGAGGGUUCGAGUAUCUACAUUCCAAGCGCGUUAUUGCGUAACAUUGCCUACAAACAGGCAAGCUAGCCAACUUGCAUUCGAGCUCUGACUGCUUGCUAGCCAGCUGACCCUAGUUGGCCUGGCUUUCCCUUGUCUAGCCUGUGAAGCUAAACCUGCCAGCUAGGUAACAUUUGUGACCGGUAGUUAGCUAACGCCUGACAAUCACCACCACCCACCAUAUCCUCGAUGGAAGAGCGGGGGGAGGUGGGCGUCGCGGCCGCUCCAGGCUCCUCCUCAGGCGGCCUGGGGGUUGUGGCGGUGGGGGCAGCCCUGGAGGCAGUGGUCGGGGGGCCAUCUAUGCAGGAGGAGGUGAACAUCCGGAGAGGAGAGGGGCUCGGGCCCGAGUCGGACCCGGACGAGCCGCCGCCCAAGAAGCGGAUGAGACUGCCGGAGGGAGAGUCGGGAAAGCUGGAAGAGAGGCUGUAUUCAGUGCUGUGCUGCACUGUAUGUCUAGACCUGCCCAAAGCCUCCGUUUAUCAGUGCACCAACGGUCACCUGAUGUGUGCUGGCUGUUUUAUCCACCUGCUGGCCGACUCUCGUCUGAAAGAGGAACAGGCCACGUGUCCUAACUGCAGGAACCUGGCUGUAGAGAAGGCUGUGAGUGAGCUGCCCACAGACUGCCCCUUCUGUCUCAAACAGUUCCCUCGCUCCAGCCUAGAGAGGCACCAGAGAGAGGAGUGCCAAGACAGGGUGACGCAGUGUAAGUACAAGAGGAUUGGCUGUCCGUGGAAGGGGCCGUUCCACGAGCUGCCGGCCCACGAGGAGGAGUGCUGCCACCCCACCAAGACUGGCACAGAGCUGAUGGGCAUCCUGGGGGAGAUGGACCAGAGCCACCGCAGAGAACUAACCCUUUACAGCUCUAUAUUCUCCCUGCUCUGCUACGAGAAGAUUGGCUUCACAGGUAGGCUAGAGGUCCAGUUCAGGCCGUACCGCACAGAUGACUUUAUAACCCGUCUGUACUAUGAGACUCCUCGUUUCACCGUUUUGAACCAAACCUGGGUUCUGAAGGCCAGGGUCAACGACUCUGAACGCAACCCUAACCUCUCCUGCAAACGCACCCUCUCCUUCCAGCUCAUCCUCAAGAGCAAGGUGAACUCCGCUAUAGAGUGUUCCUUCCUGCUGUUGAAAGGUCCGUACGAUGACGUGAGGAUCAAGCCUGUGAUCCACCACCACGCGUUCAGCAACGACACCAACGAGACAGACUACGUCCCCCUGCCCAUCACCGACUCUGUGGAGUGUAACAAACUACUGGCCGCCAAGAACAUCAACCUGCGACUCUUCAUCUUCCAGAUUCAGAAAUAGACAAAGGAGGAGAGAGGGAUGGGGGAGGAGAGAUGUGGUAAGGGAGAGAGGACCGAGAGAGAUGAAGGGAAGGAGGGACAGGGGAGGAGGAGGAGAAAGGAAGGAGGAAGGGAGAGAAAGCUUGUUCACCCCCUGAAGUUUGAGAUUAAAUUGAUACACCACUGAACCACUGAUACCUCUUUACACACGCACAAACAUACACACCACUGGAUGACAUACUUCUGAGAGUUAUAGAACCCUAACUUGGGGUGCUUUCAGUAUUGCUAUGAAGACAAGGUGGUGUUGCCAGGGGAAUUCGUCUGUAGAGACUGACAAGGUCAUUACUAUGGAGAUGGGGGUGUUGCUAGGGGAGAGAGGGGGUCGUUGCUAUGGACUGGUUGGUGACCCCAGAGCCAAAUGUAGCACAUGCAGUGCACUCGGGAAGUAUUCCCGCCCCUUGACUUUUUCCACGUUUUGUUACGUUACAGCCUUAUUCUAAAAUUGAUUAAAUUGUUUUUCCCCAUCAA